Molecule: messenger RNA, 2850 nt
Organism: Hydractinia symbiolongicarpus
Lineage: Eukaryota; Metazoa; Cnidaria; Hydrozoa; Anthoathecata; Hydractiniidae
Product: stimulated by retinoic acid gene 6 protein-like
Exons: 12
Coding region: 176-2701 (841 amino acids)
Biological process (GO): vitamin A import into cell
Cellular component (GO): plasma membrane
Molecular function (GO): retinol transmembrane transporter activity; signaling receptor activity
Source: RefSeq, a predicted model, not a curated record
UUGUAAGAAGAAAAUAAAUAAAUUCUUUAGUUAGUUUUGAGCUUAAUUGUUCAUACAUGUUUUAUUAACUAACAUGCUUGAGGUCAUAGAGAACAAUUUUUUCGUCGAUGAAAAGUAAACAAGAGAGAAAGAACAAGAAAAUGUGAUAUCAGUUCUUGCUUGUGGUGCAUGAACCAUGGUUUCCAUCACGGAUAUUUACAAAACUGGCGUUACAGUUUUUAAAAUAUACACAGUCAUUCAAUCUGUCUUCCAAGAUUACCUUGAUAUUGACAUAACAGUUGAUCCCUUGUCUGUUCCCGAUCAAGUGUUGGGAAAAAUUGAUGUGUUUUUGUCACCCAAUAGCACUGCACAAAUUGAAAGACUUGUCAAUAAAACUACUGUGGAGUACGCGAAAAUUGAAUCUAUAGUGCGAGAUGCAAGGAUAUGUGUAGAAAAAGUUGUUAACAAAACUAAAGUGACGAAAAGUAUCGACGAUGCUCGAGAUGGAAUGUGUAAUUGUUUUAACUUCGAUGGACAUGGUGUUAUAUCGCCUAUUAAAAGUUUCUGCAAAAAACAAAAUACGUGUCUUAUUGGUAACUGGACAGCAUUUGUUGGAGCUGUAUUGAUGAUACCUGCAGUAAGUUUGUCGCAUUCUUCAAACAUAUCUAGAAGAAUGAAAAAUAUGUGCCAAAAUGACAAAAAUGAAAGUUUAUUUCUGAUCAUCAUGACCAUUAUAAAGAAACGAAAGAGUUGCUGCCUUGGUUCCUGCAAUAGCCAUGGCGGUCCAGUUAUACCAUUAAAUAUGCUGGACAGUUACAAGAACAGAUUCGCUCACGCCUUUUGUUUCUGUGUAUCUGUAUCGCGUAUUAGUAAUGUAAUUCUUGGUGAUACCAGAGCGGUGCUAGGUCCAGAUAUUUAUAACGAAUUGUCAAAAUGGCCCCCUUAUCUUAACUUGUUUAUUCGCGCCAUUUGUGCAAUAGUUAUCGCCAUUGUAUGUUAUCCCUUGUUUACUUGUUUGUCAACAAAACGACGCUUCGUUGGAGCUAUCUUUGGCUUUUGUUACUGCACUAUAUGGUUUUGUCUUGAAUGCUGGAAAGAGAAGCAAGUCUAUGACUGUUACGAUCACGAUGUUGUCCAGAAUACCUUAUACCUUAUAUUAAUUGAUCUUCCAAGCUUGGUCUGUUUAGUGGUUCUUGCAUUCAUAUUUGCUAAAAUCGCCUAUAAAUGCAUACAGAAGCAUGGCUUGUAUUUGCAACUUUUGCUUGCAGAAGAAGAGGUUGAUUGGCAAGAUGAAUACUUCUAUCACUAUACCAGAAAGCUUCUUACUGGCAAUAAAAGUUUUAUAGCAACUACAGAAAUGGAAAUCGACGGUUUAGAGCAAAUCAAAGAGAAAGUUCAAAAUAAGGAUGGUAAAAUUAAAACUGAAAAAAAGUUCAAAAAUAAAAUUAAAGAUAUUAUGUAUUCAAAUGUUCCAGAAUUCCGUUACUCUACUCGAAUCAUCUGUGCUAUCGCUGUUUCAGCAGUGACAAUCUACAUGAUGAUUCUUAUCAUCGCAUUCUUUGGUUACUUUGUUAUUGAUAAAACAUUAAAUUCAUUCGUGUAUGGAGACCGAUUUGAAAACAUUUUGAAAGCAAUUGGUUGGGAAGACUACUUGGAAAUGUUUAAAGUGCAUUUUGGCAUUUUAAUCACGUGUUAUUAUGUGAGCGUUGCAGUUGGAGCAAUCAAGGUUUGGGUCGUCAUCACCAACAUGAUGUCAUGGUAUCGAAAGCAGAUCAUUAAAUUGAGAAAAGGCGACAAACGCUGGCUACCAACAUCAAUUAGAAAAGCAGUGUUUGAGAAUAAUGAUGACAGUGUUGUUGAUUUGGUGACCAGCAGUAUGAAAUAUGCGGGUUAUCAAGUUUCAUAUAUUGCUUGGAGUUUUAUUGUGUUCACAUUAAUGUUGUGGGUGGGCCUUGCUAUAGCUGGUUCACUUGUAUUCUAUCCCUUAUCAAAAUGGGACUGGAACCCGCCAACCUUCACUUGGCUAUUUCUUAAAAUAUGGCCAGUAAUAGUCAUUGCAGUAGCACUUAUCAUUUCUCAAACUCUGGCUUCAAAAUUUUUCUUCGUGUAUGGAGAUGGGAAAUCAUUAGCAGUCAAUAAUAGGAAUGCGUUUCAUAUCUACUCCUACUUCAUGUUCUAUUUCAACAUAUUCGCUGGCCUAGCUUCCUGUUUAACUCGAAUCAUCUUUCAAAUUAUAUUUGGUAUUCUCUUCUUGGAAAGGGUGCAAAAAAGUGUAUUACCAAGAUCCUAUGAGAAACGAGAUCCAGGUUACAAUGCUUACCUUGGAUAUCUUUUGGUUGAACAUACACAUGCAAACCCUGUUCUGACUGUUUUUAUUCAUCUGUGCAUGGAUAAAGCGAAACACAACUACAAUGCGGAGGAAGUAGAAGCUUCAUAUUCUCCAACAGAAGAUGGACACAAAAUUCAGUUACAAAACAGGCUAUCAAGAGUUGAUAUGUCGAAAAGAUACCUAAUAGUGAGAAACAGAUUUUUCCUUAUGUUGACUUUAAUACGAAACCCUGGGUUAGGAAAAUACAGAAAGAAAGAGCGAAGAUUAGCACGAAAAAAUAUCUGGCAUGUUGUUACUGAAAAAGAAGAAAUUAAAGAAAGUAAGCAAACUGAACAAAAUGAAGAAGUAUAUAUAAACGAUGACAUUAAUUCUGUAAAUUUUUGUGUUACAUAAAAUUUUUAACCAAACCACCAAUUACUGUUCGCUCAAAAUGUUGAAAGUCGACUUUUGAGAACAGGGAGUCGUUUGAUGACUCACCAACGACUACAUUUUGACAGAUAUCACCUUGUAUUUAAAAUCUGCAAUAUAGUUUUUUGUUUAAA